Molecule: messenger RNA, 2175 nt
Organism: Lachancea lanzarotensis
Lineage: Eukaryota; Fungi; Ascomycota; Saccharomycetes; Saccharomycetales; Saccharomycetaceae
Gene: DPB11
Product: LALA0S08e06766g1_1
Exons: 1
Coding region: 1-2175 (724 amino acids)
Biological process (GO): mitotic G2 DNA damage checkpoint signaling; DNA replication initiation; mitotic DNA replication checkpoint signaling
Source: RefSeq, a predicted model, not a curated record
AUGAAAAAACCCUUCAAAGGUCUUACGUUUUGUCCCACCGCCUUGCCAGAAGAAACAUCGCGUAAUGUCUCGCGUAAAAUCACGAAACUGGGCGGUGGAUAUUCCCGGGAUUUGACCAAAACUGUUAACGUAUUGAUCGUUGGGAGCAUUGCAACCAACAAAUAUCGGUUUGCCGUACAACACCGUGCAGAUAUGGCGUUUGUCGAUGCAGGAGCUAUAGACACGAUCUACGAUUUAUGGCUUACAGGUGAGGAUAUUAGUAUGGAAUCACAUUCGAAUUACUCUCAUUUUGAUAACACCAAAGACCGCAUGCUCCAAGUGUUGUUUUCGAGAUACCAGUUAGGUCCACUCAAAGAUUUCGUGGUGUUUAUAGGCCGAAUCAACAACACUCGUGAUGAACAACUUGGUCUCGACAAACUAGACACUUUAUGCAUACAGCAGGGAGUUCAUUCCUGUAAUACACGUCAUUUUGUCAAGGAAAGUCACUGGGCACGCCCCACAGUAUUCAUAACAGAUCAUUCUCAAGGAGCUCGUGUAGAUGCAGCCCGUUUACAAGGUUUACCCAUAGUUCAUCCAAAAUGGAUUGUCGAUUGUCACAGGAGAGGUGCAUUGCUGGAUUUUGCAUUCUACCUGCUGGAAAAAACUGUCACGGCCGCUUACGAUGCUAUUGGAGAAGGUGCAUGUUCAUGUUGGGACGAAGUGCUGCUCCGUCAAAACUCGAGCAGUGAUCCACCUUCACACGAAGAAGUGGACCAAAGUUUGAAUCAACGUAACGUUCUGGAUAAAUUCUCUUCUCAAGGGAAUCGUCUCUGGAACAGCGUCAUGCAUAAAGCCAGCAAUCCUGGUGCAGUUCACAACGAAGUUCAAAUCACAACUAAGACCAUAUCGAAGGCGAAAGUACCGAGACUUUUGGAACAUCAGAUUUUUUAUAUAGUACAAUUUUCACCGAGGCAAAAGGCUAUAGUGGAAUCCAUUGUCACUCAAAAUGGUGGGAAAUGUUACGAAUACCUCCCUGAAAUGAAUAUUCCAGAAAGGUCAUCUUUGGUGGUACCCAGCAAUCUAUCCAUACCAAAUCUGGAUAUUUUGGGGAACACUUUCCAGAACAUUGUAACGGAGUUCUUUUUUGAGAGGUGUUUACAUUACAAGAAAUCACUACUUCCCGACGCAUGGUGCGCCCCCUUUUGUUCGGAAUUCAAAAUAAAUGCGUCACAAGGUCUGCACUCUCAGACUCACAAGUCAAGCACGGUAAAUGUGGCAAUAACAGGUUUUCAAGGUGUUGAGCUACUGCAUAUUACGAAAAUGCUGGAAUCUUUGAAUUCAGCAGGGCUGCGACUCAACGAAACCUUAAGCAAAGAAACGGAUUUUUUGAUCAUAAAUUUGGGUGCUUUGACGAGCAUUCACGAAACGCAUCCGUUGUGGAAAAACCAGUAUGCUUCAAUGUUUGUACAAAGCCGCACCGUUCAGCCAAAUCAGGUCCACCGUAAUUCCAUGAAGCGUAAAAUCGAAUUCGUCAAACAGAGACACGCUAUUCCUGUUGUUACAGCUGCAUUUGUUGUGGAAAUAUUCAAACGUGCGUCUAAACUGCACUUACUGAAAAAGGAUUCCGCUAAAAUUCAUCUAAAUGAUGUCAACUGGUGCAUAUCGUGCCCAAAAGGCGACAGAGACCAGCUAUAUCUUGAGAUUUGCAGUAUACAACCAAACUCGUCGUCUCCAGUUGCUUCAAUAUCGACUCGAAAUGAGGUUCUCAAAAAGCUCAAACCAGCUGGUCAUUCACCAUCGAGACAAAGCAGAAGCGAGAUAAUUGCUCGUUUGAAUAACGUCUCUCCUGAUCCCCACACACCGAAAAGCAUUCCCAAACGCUCGCAUUCGCAUCUAGAUCCCUUGCCAAGCGCUUCAGACAAAAAUUCUGUACCCAAAAUACCCAAACUAAAACCAACAGAGUCGCUUCAGCCGAUUCAAAGGUCUUCUAGCUGGGGCCGAAUGCUUUCAGACCAGGCACGCAAAGUGAAUCCCAACCACGAAGCAUACUCUUCCGACUCGGCCACUGAAGAAGAAGAAAAGGAAGAGGCGACUUCCCACACUCAAGUGACAUAUGGAUCGCCCCAGCACAAGACUACAUCCCAUGUACCUGCUAAAAGGCUUACUCGUCAAAACAUGCGCGAGAUCGGUACUUGA